AUGGAGAUUCUCUGCGUGAUCUGUACGGCAUCGUCAGAUUUGGCGAUUGUCUCCAAUGCUGCCCGCCAGGAAGCAAAUGAUCUCAUUCUGCUCAAGACCGCAUCUGGCUACGUCGAGCGUAUCCAGCGUCCGGGAAGCAAGCCAUAUAUCGAAGACUGGCACUGUCUGCACAGAAUCAGACCGGGACGAUUGCUAAUGGAGACAAUGCCGAGCUUGUCCGUCACUCUGAAAAAGAGUGCAAGAGUGAUAAGAAGCAAUAACAACAAAAGAAAUUCUGAGGUCAUAGGCCUCCAGAAGAGCUACGAAGGUUCUGGAGAGAAUAUUGCCACUACCCCAAGCAAAGUCACAACACCACAGAAAGGACAUGAAAGCCGAGCCCUCGAGCUAGCAGCCAUCCAAGUUGAGCCAGUCAUCGCUGCCAAGCGCUCAGGCAUCCGGUUGAAGGUUCCAGGGUCCGUCCGUGGUGGAUGGAAACUGGGUCUCCCAGUGAUUGUGCCAGUGCCUCCGGUCGCGUGGACGAGCAACCAAGAUUCCGACUUGGUACCUGAAAACAACGGAAUUGGUUACAAGAUGCGUCUCCCUGAUUGUCCAAGACAAUAUAAAACGGCAGAUCUCUGA
Messenger RNA from Aspergillus glaucus CBS 516.65, 618 nucleotides. RefSeq lists its product as uncharacterized. Lineage: Eukaryota; Fungi; Ascomycota; Eurotiomycetes; Eurotiales; Aspergillaceae. The transcript has 4 exons. The record is from RefSeq and is a predicted model, not a curated record. The coding region runs from base 1 to 618 and encodes 205 amino acids.